Colletotrichum acutatum is the source of this 1211-nucleotide messenger RNA. RefSeq names its product methyltransferase domain-containing protein. Lineage: Eukaryota; Fungi; Ascomycota; Sordariomycetes; Glomerellales; Glomerellaceae. The transcript has 8 exons. The record is from RefSeq and is a predicted model, not a curated record. Bases 147 to 941 code for a protein of 264 amino acids.
CCUAGAUCUGUUCACACACUGAUUCUCGCAGGUCGUCGUAUUCAGCAUCACUCUCGUCUUCUGUGGUCGACUAUCCCACUCAGUAUGGCCGCCGUUAUCACGCUUUCAGGGCGGGAGCCUACGUCUUUCCCAAUGAUGAAAGUGAAAUGGAACGUCUCGACAUAUGCCAUGCAUUGCUAGUCAAAACGAUUGGGAACAAGUUAUUCCUCGCACCAAUCGACAAGGCCAAAACGCUUCGCAUCCUUGAUGUUGGCACAGGCACUGGGAUCUGGUCUAUUGAGAUGGGAGACCUCUUUCCGGACGCCGAAAUUGUCGGAAAUGAUCUCAGUCCCAUACAGCCGGCGUGGGUGCCUCCAAAUGUGAAAUUCGAGAUUGACGACGUAGAGAGUGAAUGGAUCGGGGAGAAGAAGUACGACUUCAUCUUCAGCCGCUACCUCUCCGGUUCCUUAGCAGAUUGGCCUACCUAUGUGAGGCGAGUUUACGAAAACCUAAACCCCGGGGGCUGGGCCGAGUUCCAAGACUGGAGCUUCGAACUCUACAGCGACGACGGCACCCUCGAGGGCACAACAAUGCAGUACUGGAUGAAGCUCUUCAUGGAGGCGUGCGACGUCUUCAAGCGCGACGCAAAAGUCGGUCUCAAGCUCGAGAGCCUGGUUUCCGAAAACACGGGGCUGGUCAACGUUUUCCACAAGGGAUUCAAGAUCCCCGCUGGACCCUGGCCGAAGGACGCGCACCUGAAGGAUAUUGGCAUGUGUAAUCUGAUCCAGAUGCUGAAUGGGCUGGAGGGUUUUUCGUUGAGGCUUUUCUGCGGAGGGCUGAACUGGACUGAGGAGCAGGUGGUGGCGCUGAUGAAGGGUGUUCGUGAGGAGUUGAAGUCUGGGAAGGUUCACGCGUAUCUGCAUUACAAUGUGAUUUACGGACAGAAACUCGAAAGGGCCUAAAGGAGAUGCUUGGCUCGAUAAAUUCUUCACCCUCUCUACACUUCUAAGUCUCUGCGUCGAGGCAGGUAUCAGAAGAGCGUGGAGGUAGUGGCGCGAGCCGUUCUUGCUUGCUACUCAGCCAACUUAAAAGAUUUAGGAAGCAGAUAUUUACAUAUAUCUUUAUAGACAAUGUGAUGUUCGAGCUCACAACUCAUCCUUCACCCUCUCCUCCUCAGACUUCGCAGUCUUCUGACGCUCCACACAAGUCCACUCACUCCCAACCGCCUUCAC